AUGACUAUUCCCCAUCCCAUGCGACAAUGGACGUGGAAGUUAAAUCCACUACUCCUACAUGACAAACAAGUGAUCAACAAAAUUGCCAAAACCCUCAUAGAUUACUUUGAACUAAACACCAACCGGAAGACCUCCCCUGUAUCCCUAUGGGCUGCUCACAAAGCAGUUGUAAGGAGACACAUACUUAACUUAGCUACGGCAAAAAAACGACAACAACAACAGCCACUCACAGGUGCCCUGACAGAACUGUGUAGCCUAGAAAUAAGGCACAAAAGAAAUCCUCAACCGACCACCUUUACCCAAGUAAAUGAAAUCAGGGACUAA
Pelobates cultripes (western spadefoot toad) is the source of this 324-nucleotide messenger RNA. The record is from the annotation of a GenBank genome assembly. Lineage: Eukaryota; Metazoa; Chordata; Amphibia; Anura; Pelobatidae.